AUGGUCAGCUGUAUAAAAGGCGGGGUAGAGUAUGUUUCCAUAGCGAUGGGCUCCAAGACCAGCAUCUACGUCUCCUCCGACACGAGCAUCAAGGUCAAGAAGUCAAUCAUCUGUCCCAAAAAGACUACGCUAGGGAAGCUCAUCGCGACCGCGAAUGAGAACAGCAAGCUAUGCACAAAACCCGGCUGCGGAAGCACUGUGGUAUCCCGCAAAGCAGAUGCUCUGUCUGCUUGGGUGUGUAACCGCUGUGGUGACCCAGCCCAAAUGUCCCCUGCCAGGACUGAGGCGGAGACGAUGAUCCUCUCGAUCAUCGAGGAGGAGGAUGGGGCGAUGAAAGCCACAACCAAGCGCCGUGAGCGCUAUUUCGAAAUUCUUGAGAGAGACCACCCCGCAGAGUGCGGUCCUCCUGGCGCGUUCAUCUCGCACGCGUGGGCCGCGAAAUGGGGAGCUCUUGUCGGCGCGGCCUCAUACGGUUGCUCAGAUGGGGAUCGGCGCGUCUGGGUCGAUGUCUUUGCAGUUUGUCAAUGGCCAGGUAGCCCGAUCGACCUGGACUUCCACUCUGUGGUUGAGAGAUGCGGGUCGUUGAUACUCGCCAUCAGCCACGAAGUGAUUGAAGAAGCUGAUCUCGACUCAAGGAAUGUUCCUAUAUAUCGAACAGCAGGAAACAACUUCAGCACACUUUUAGAUGCUGGUGUGCGCCGGAAGUUGCCUCUGGCGCGAUCAUGGUGCCUGGUCGAAUUGGGGCCGGCCUAUCGUGCGCAAAAGAGCAUGAUAGCAGUCACUGGCGAGUCUGCACUUGGCAAGGCGAGUGCCGGAAAACACUUGCUGAAGCUUCCAGCAGUUGAUACUGUUGAAAUAGGUCAUUGGCACUGGGCGUCCAAUCGCGGCUCUAGUGACAUUGUCAAACUUCUGAUCGACUGUGGUGCGAACAUCGAGGCUCGGACGGCCGAUGGCACGCGGCCUUUGAUAACAGCCGCGCUGAACGGGCAUGAUAACAUCCUGACGCAGCUCAUCGAUGAGGGUGCUGACGCCAAGGCGACCAACGACUUGGGUUGGAGUAUUGUCGAUUGCGCGAUGGUGGAGGGCCAUCAACACGUGCUACGAGCAUUGCAGCGAGGGUUGACCUGA
Messenger RNA from Clonostachys byssicola, 1128 nucleotides. The record is from the annotation of a GenBank genome assembly. Lineage: Eukaryota; Fungi; Ascomycota; Sordariomycetes; Hypocreales; Bionectriaceae.